Messenger RNA from Zea mays, 2002 nucleotides. RefSeq names its product Splicing factor arginine/serine-rich. The transcript has 13 exons. The record is from RefSeq and is a predicted model, not a curated record. The coding region runs from base 762 to 1730 and encodes 322 amino acids. NCBI's taxonomy places the organism in Eukaryota, Viridiplantae, Streptophyta, Magnoliopsida, Poales, Poaceae.
GCAGCUUCCUAGUCCUAGGGUUAGAUUUCCAAGCACCACGCCACCCGUACACGGUUUCCAGCAGAGCAUUCCGGAAGGAGGGGGCGCGAUGUGGCACGAGGCGCGGCGGUCGGAGCGGAAGGUCCACGACCUCAUGGACGCGGCCCGCCGCCGGGCGCAGCGCCGAGCCGUCUACCUCGCCCGCCGCCGCGGCGACCCGCAGCAGGCGCUCCAGGUCUCCGGCACGCGGUGCCGCGUUCACCGCGACGACGCCCUGUACCAGGCCACCGAGGACCAGCAGGGAUUGUGCGUGCCCAAUCCUCUCUCACCAUCUCUCCUAUCGGAUACAAUGGAAUGGAAAGCAAGAUGUUUUGAUUGACAGAUUUGAUGGCCGUGCAUUGCUUGAUUUUAUCCGAGACUCGAGCUCUCGCCCUUUUCGAGUCCAAGGGAAAUCUGAAGAAGAGGAAGAGUUAGAGGAAUUUGUUAAUUUUGAACGUUACCGGGAUUUGAUUAAGCAUCGUCGCAGAGGAUUUUCUGAUGAGGCCGGUUUGCAGCAUGUUGUGCAAGAGUUGGAGGCAAAAGCUCUUCUUCCUUUUAGCUUUGACAAACCACAAUCCUCACAGCCUCCUGCUAGCAAAGGCGCAUAUUCACAGGUUGGAUACUCAUACAAGGGAGACGGAAAUGAGGAAUCUGAAGACCUAGACAGUGAUGACGACGACGAAGAGGAAGAAGUUGAUGAUGAUGACAAGGACUUCAGUAGUGAUGAUAGCAGUGAUGAACGAAUGGAAAGUAUAGCGAAAGAAUUUGGGAUAAAAAGAUAUAACUGGCUUGUUUACAUGGAUAAAAAAAACAAAGAACAGGAGAAGAGGCAGAAAGAAAUUGUUAAAGGCGACCCAUCUAUAAAAAAAAUGAGCCGUAGAGAAAGAAGGAAGGCUUCUCAGAUUGAGCGGGAAAAGGAGCGGGAGGCAGCACGUUCUGUUGGAAGGGUAUCUUAUCGUGAUCCUUAUAGGGAACAAAGGAGAAGCCCAUCAUAUGAAGCAUAUUCAAGGGGCAGAAGAUCAAGAUCGAGAUCAAGAUCUCGUUCACCAUCCCAUUCUAGGCGUCAUGGCCGUGGGAUACAUGCUGAAAGCAAUUAUUGGAGCAAGCAAAAGGCUCCUAGGGUUGAAUAUAUUACUGAAUUUGGAGGUUCCGAUGAUACCAGUGAACCAAAAGUUUCAGGGAUCUCUCCGCCUUCGUCUCCAAUACGAAUUGACAUACCUAACCGGUUGUCUGGUGGUCAAAUUCUUGAGGCACUUCACAGUGAUCCUGCCUCUUCUUUGUCUGUGGAACAGGAAAGAACUGCAAAACUUUUGAAACCUUCCCCCAGUACAUCAUCAGCAUUAGCUAAACUAAGCAAGGUUGCUUCUGGGGGAACUGGUAAAACUCCCCAGACUGAAAAGAAAGAAACACCACAAGAAAGACUUAAGAGGAUAAUGAGCAAACAGCUUAACAAGCAAAUUAAAAAGGACACGGCUGCUGAGAUUGCCAAGAAACGAGAACAGGAACGACAAAGGCAGGAAAAACUUGCUGAAGUUGGUCGAUACAAGCGUCGUAGCCGCAGUAGAAGUCUUAGCCGUUCCCCACCAAGAAGGCGGCGAUAUAGCAGAAGCCGUAGUAGGAGCAGAAGCCCAAGAAGGUACCGAUCCCGCUCGCUCUCCAGUUCCCGGUCGCCCUCUCGCUCUCCAAGGUACCGAAGCAGGUCAAGACACUGAAAAUAUCCAGGCAGCCACUAACAAAGUGCCUUGCCAUGUUGUAGUUAAUUUAUUUUAUAGACUUUUUCAUUCCUGCAGCGAUGUGUACUCAUGAGAAGCCUCCGUUUUUGUUUUCUUAGUCCUAUUAUCGACAGUGUGUGUUCCUUGUGUUUCAGAAGGUUUAUUCUCUGUUCCUCAUGGCUUGCCCCUUUCAAGCAAGCGUAAUUUUAGGGCAUGUUUGGCCAGACCAGCUUCCAGGCCGAAUUUAGUAGUAUUGCCAAGCAGUUCUUUUA